AUGGGAGCGUUCCUUUUCUUCGUGUAUGCACCAUUACCCGAUCGAGCGCAUACAUACCGAGAGGCAGUUGUGCAUACAGCUGUGGACGCUGUGUGGCACCCAUAUUCGCCACACCAACAAGAAUGGAAGCCGACCGAACUGAAAGAUAUCACCUCGAGAUACGCAUACGCUACAUUUCUAGCUGGAAACGAAAAGUCGGAGGAGGAUGACGUUUACCUGUUGGGCGCCCGUUUGCUCGCUUACCAGCUUCUCCACGAUCCCAAGACAAAAUCGAAUGCGUCCAUCCCCUUCAUAGUGAUCGUCACAAAUACUGUCACUGCUGCGAAAAUCGAGCGCCUGCAAAGAGACGGUGCAGUCGUCGUAGUCGUUGAGGAUUUGGUAGCCAACUGGGUAACCAAGAUCAACCCUCGGUUCAAGGAUGUGAUGACAAAGCUGCGCCUGUGGGAGUUCACUCAGUUCGAACGCAUCUGCCUCAUAGAUGGCGAUACUGUGUUGAUGGACAAUAUAGACGGAGUGUUUGAUGAUCCUGCGGUCAAAAUGCAAGCGACCCUGCACAAGCCAGAGGCGGUCAAGGAUGAUGAAGCGCCAUUACCAUCUCAGUACGCCUUUGCUACCACCGCAGAACCAAGAAUCGAACACGGCUUCCCUCCCUCUGAAGAGAAGAAUGAGUACCAGUUCGGCCCAAACUACCUCAACAGCGGCUUCAUCGUCUUCAAGCCGGAUGCGACUAUAUUCGCCUAUUAUAGCUCCUUGCUAGAAAUCUCCGAUAAUCGCUGGGGCAAAACCCUCCCUGAGCAAAACCUUCUCAACUGGGCUCACCGCCGACCAAAAGGCAACAUGCCCUGGCAGACGCUGGACAGGAUGUGGAACAUCCACUUCCCGACUGUGCAAGACAUGGAAGCCGGCGUCAAGAGUUUGCAUGAGAAAUUCUGGAAUCCGGAACACAAGGACCUCCAGCCCUAUCUGGAAGCGUAUAAAUGGAAGAUGCUUGGGUACUUCGAGGAGAGGGAUAGAGAGAUGGGAUUCCAGGUAGAGCACGAGGGUUGA
Molecule: messenger RNA, 1047 nt
Organism: Parastagonospora nodorum SN15
Lineage: Eukaryota; Fungi; Ascomycota; Dothideomycetes; Pleosporales; Phaeosphaeriaceae
Exons: 2
Coding region: 1-1047 (348 amino acids)
Biological process (GO): protein N-linked glycosylation
Molecular function (GO): glycosyltransferase activity
Source: RefSeq, a predicted model, not a curated record